Molecule: messenger RNA, 817 nt
Organism: Prorocentrum cordatum
Lineage: Eukaryota; Dinophyceae; Prorocentrales; Prorocentraceae
Source: the annotation of a GenBank genome assembly
CCGUGGCUGAAGGGCACGCGCGUCGGCGAGGUCCUCUUCCAGGCCGACUACCACCUGAAGGAGCUCUCGAUGGCGGACCCCUCCUUCGAACAGCCCGUCGUGGGCAUGAAGACCGUGUGGGACUUCCCCUGGAACGACGGCCAGUGGCGGGGCCGCGAGUGGUUCGUCGUGAAGGACGCAAGAGUGGAGCUCUCCAGCGACGGUGCGCUCCUCCCCCGCGUCAGAAUGGGCGUGGAGGCUCGCGAGCAGGUCGCCGACGCGAGGCGGCAGCUGGUGGACGCCCCUGUGACGUCGAAGGGUCACCCUCUCGUCAGGUACGCGGAGAUCUUCACGCACUUCUUCGACCUGAUCGCGGAGAGGAAGAGCGUCGUCCACCAGCUGCGCGAGGUCUCGCGGGCGGCGGUCGUGGCGAAGUUCCUGGUCGACAACGGGGUGCACCUGGACGAUUUCUGGAUGAGGGCGGAGGAGGCCAGCGUGUGCAGGAUGGACCUGCCCUUCAACAAGCAGGAGCGGUACACGUACGAGGUCGUCGUCUGCCACGGCGCCCUGCAGGGGCACCGCGCCGAGCCCGUCAGGACCUGCGUGAGCCUCUGCGGCGGCGUCGACCUCAACAUCGACGCUUUCGACCUCCGGCUGCCCGCCCAGCGCGGUGCGGGCCCGGCGGCGCCAGACUACGCGGCCAUCUUCGCAGAGGUGGGCUACACGUAAGAGUGGCCCUUCGCCGGAGUGACCCUGAUGCGGGAUCACGACGGUCCCCCCCGAUCCCCCGAUCGCUGAGUGCGAUGCGAUAGCAACGGCUUGCGCGCUCUCCUCCUUC